Molecule: messenger RNA, 1519 nt
Organism: Oxyura jamaicensis (ruddy duck)
Lineage: Eukaryota; Metazoa; Chordata; Aves; Anseriformes; Anatidae
Gene: AUP1
Product: AUP1 lipid droplet regulating VLDL assembly factor
Exons: 12
Coding region: 108-1409 (433 amino acids)
Cellular component (GO): membrane
Molecular function (GO): ubiquitin binding
Source: RefSeq, a predicted model, not a curated record
CGCCGGGACAGCGCCGCCCCUCCCAGGCUGCCCCGCGCGGGCCGGGCGGGCGGUGGCGGAAGAUGGCGGCGGGCGGCGGGCGGCGCUGAGGCCCCGAGCGCGUGGGGAUGGAGCCGGGCGCGGCGCCGGGCCCCGAGCGGCUCUUCGACUCGCACCGGUUUCCGACCGACGGGUUCCUGCUCCUGGCGCUGCUGCUCUACGCGCCCGUGGGGCUCUGCCUGCUCGUCCUCCGCCUCUUCAUCGGCGUGCACGUCUUCCUGGUCAGCUGCAUCUUGCCCGACAGCGUCGUGCGGCGGUUUAUUGUGCGUGUUAUGUGCUCAGUGCUGGGAUUGUUUGUGCAGCAGAGCGAUCCCCGGCUUCGUGACGCCAAUGUGCAGGUGUACAUUGCCAACCACGUGACGCAAUUCGAUCACAACGUCAUCAACCUCCUGACCUCAUGUAACACGCCUGCGUUGAACGGUGCUCCUGGCUUCAUCUGCUGGUCACGGGGAUUCAUGGAGCUGGGAGUGACAGGCAGCCGGGCAGAGCUGGUGGAUUCCCUGAAGGCGUAUUCAUCACACAGAGAGAACCCGCCGCUGCUGCUCUUCCCGGAGGAGGCUGCCACCAACGGCCGGGCCGGCUUGCUCCGCUUCAGCUCUUGGCCGUUCUCAAUCUUGGACGUGGUGCAGCCAGUUGCCCUACAGGUUCAGAGGCCUUUGAUCACCGUGAGUGUGGCUGACUCCUCCUGGAUUACAGAGCUGCUCUGGACCUUCUUUGUUCCCUUCACAGUUUAUCAAGUAAGGUGGAUGCCGUCUGUCCCCAGACGAGCUGAAGAACUGAGUGAGGAUUUUGCGCUCCGAGUUCAGGAGCUCUUGGCCAUGGAGCUGGGUGUGGUAUCCACACGGCUCACUGCAGCAGAUAAAGCUGAGCACAUGAAGAGGCUGAGACACACGUCGCUUCUCCGCUUUGCCCCAGCCUCGAGCCAGCCUCUGGCAGCCAGGCCCAGGAUGCCUUCCAGCCUGCCCGGCGUUGGGUCCUUUGCUCCUGAGGAUGUGCGGAUCACAGCAAUGGCUCAGCGGGUCAAGGAGGUGCUGCCUCAUGUGCCUCUGGAGGUCAUCAGGACAGACCUGGCCCAAACAAACUGUGUGGACACCACCAUUGCCAACCUGCUGGAGGGGAGAGUGCCCUUCUUCCCUGAAAGUGAGGCUGGUGCUGACCUGCCUGCUCCAUCUACCUCCCAGGCUGCAGCUGCUUCUGGCAUCCAGGGCUCCGUAGCUGUGCCUUCUUCCAAGCCAGCUACAAAGCAAUUUGCUAAGUCCCCGGUGGAGCGGCACCUGUCCUUGCAGGAGCGGAAACGAGCACUGUACGACUAUGCCAGGAGGAGGUUCGCCGAGAAGCACGGCGCGGCGCGGGUCGGCGGCAGCCCCUGAGCGGAGCGGACGGGACCGGACCGGGACCGGCGGCGGCGUGGGGCUGGGGGGCGCGGCCCGGCCCGGGGGUGGCCGAGCGGCGGCGGCAAUAAAACGGCGGUGGAAGCAAA